AUGCCUCGUGCCGCUCGGCUCGCGAUCGAAAGUUGCAGCGCAGUUCGCAGCUCCCGCAACAAGGCGUGGUUGCGAAGCUGGAAGGGAGAAGGGUUUUUCUCAACGCGAGGGUUUUUUGCGACGGUGUCCCGCGACGAGGGUUUUUUGCGAUGGUUCAACGGGUUUUUUUUGCGACAGUUCAGGAGGGUGAAGAAGAGGACUGCGCUCGUGUGCUUUGAUGGUGCUUUUGUUGCCUCCUUGUGUGAUAUUGUGGAAGAGGUGGUGUUGCGCAGCUGCGCGGCGCAGCGUCUCCUGUCGCAGGGCGUUCCAUAUUUCCACGAACGAAUGUUGAUGUUGGUUGACGGCGAGGGUGACGAAAAGGAGUUGUGUUCUUUGAUGGUGCCCGCCUUGCCGUGGCAGAGAAGCUCAGUACCACCUCGAGUGGGAAGCCAAGAGGCGCUCAUAGACCUUGACUUGUUUGUGUGCUGUUGUGGAAGAGAUGGUGUUGCGGAUGUUGUGCACGAGGUUUCGGCCAGCAUUGGUGGAGAGGCGGAAACCAGAUCCAACAGCCUCUUCAAACCAACGGAGGCAAAGGUCGUCCAUAUGGGCAAGGGCAAGGUGAACCACAACUCCCACGCUUGCUGGGACAGGGAGACGCCACUGUCCAUGAAGUGCGCCGGAGAUUUGACCUCAAUCUGCCUGAGAAAUGCUGCAUUGGCUGUGGAAGUACCUUCUGCGAUCCCUGGUGAAGUGUACCACGCUGGUCGGGACUUGGCGAGUCCAUCCGCGAAGGACUGUGGUCAUUCGGGGCUGGAUGCGCCAGAGCAUUCGGAGGAGCGGCGAAAAGCGGAGGAGACGCUGAAGGAACACAUCCGGAAUUUGUCCAGUGAGCAGCUGAAAGAGUCAGGAUCUCAGGCAGUUCAAGAUCUGGGAACGGACGCGCUCAGAGAGGAGUUGCGGCAGAAGGGCGAAGCGCGCGAGGCGCUGAAGCCGCGCGAGGCGCUGAAGCCGCGCGAGGCGCUCAAGCCGCGCGAGGCGGUCAAGCCGCGCGAGGCGCUUAAGCCACGUCAGGACCCCAACGUCACGGAUGACAAGGGCGAGACUCCUCUCUUUAAGGCCUGUGAAGGCGGCCAUCUGGAAAUCGUGAAGAUGUUAUUGAAAGCCAAGGCGACCUUGUCUUGCAACACCCUGGGCCAGACACCACUGCACGCGGCGGCAGAGGCAGGACAUCUACAGGUGGUGCAGUUGUUGUUGAAACAUGCUGACGAAGAGUCGGCCGACAACGACGGGCGUACGGUCAUGUUCCACGCGGCGGCCAAUGGACACGCCUCCGUGGUGGCGCACUUGAUGAACUUGGACUGCGAUCCCCGCAGGGCAAGCGCCCACGGCACACCAAUUUCCAUCGCAGCGCAGAAUGGGCACUUGGAGGUGCUGAGUUGUUUGCUGAAUGGAAAGUCUCCGCGCACUGGAGAGGCGUUGCAAAUUGCCUCUGAGCAGGGCCAUUUGGAUAUCGUGAAGCUCUUGCUUCAAUUGAAUCCCAAGGAGAUCCCCGGGAAGGCGCUACAUGCGGCCACCUUCCAUGGGCACUCGGAGGUGGUGAAGGCUUUGGUCCAGGCCGGAGCCGACAUCAACGAAGAAGACGAGGAAGGUUGGACGGCGGCCAUGCGCGCGGCACAGUACGGCCAUGGCUCUAUUUUGCGGUAUUUCCUGGACACGGGAGCCAGUAAGGAUCGGGUCAAGAAAACGGGCGCCCUGGCGUUGUUGCUGGCAGCGGAGUAUGGGCACCUCGAGGUGGUGAACACCUUGCUGGAGGCGGGCGUGGAGAAAGACGGGGAGACGGAUGAGAAGUGGACGCCGCUGCAUGCGGCCGCGGUGAAGGGAAAGUUGGAAGUGGUGCGAUUACUGCAGGCCGCUGGCUUCACCUUAGACUCCCAGACCCGGACGCUCUCUACGCCGCUGCAUCUGGCGGUGCAAUCUGCACACCUCGAGGUGGCGCGGUUCCUGGUGGAGGCCAAGUCAGAUUUGGAGCUGCCAGACCAGAACGGCAACACGCCGCUGCACCUGGCUGCCGAGGGGAACUUUAGCGCAGCCUGUGGGUUCUUAGCCUCUGCUCGAGCACCGUUGGAUGUGACCAACAACGAGGGCUGUACGCCCUUGCAGCUGGCUACGCGCGGCAACUGCACUGAAGCAGCCAAUGUCUUGAUCGAGGCGAAGGGUGAAACGAAAGCCGUGGACAUGGCCUUGCGCUUUCCGGAGAUGCUUGAAACCUUGAUCUGGGUGGGCGUGGAUCGCGAGAAAGCCAAAGAGCGCAAGCUGCAACCGGUGCACAUUGCGGCGGCCAAUGGACACAGCGAACUCAUGAAGUUUCUUCUGGCAGAGAAAGCCUCCGUGAAUCUGGCUUCCAAAAACGGUGCCACGCCGCUGUUUCUGGCCGCGGCCUGGCAACGCGACGAAUGCCUCUGCUGCAUCUUGCAAGCGCGGGGCGAGGUGAAUGCCGUAGAAAGCAAUGGAUGGACACCGCUCCAUGUGGCCGUCCGCCGCGAGUUCGUGCCCAUCAUCCGCUACUUGUUGAAUGCCAGGGCUGAUGCCAAUAUCGCCGAUCGUAAACAAAGGGCUCCCCUUUACUUCGCUUCCUUCCUCGGUAACUUGCGUGUGGUGCGGAUGUUGGUCCUGAGCCGUGCCUCGGUGGACGUCACGGAGCGCCGGAAGUGGACGCCGCUGCAUACGGCGAUCCAGCAGGGCUUCAUCGAGGUGGCGAAGAGUCUGAUGGACGCCUUGGCAGACCUCAAUUUGACCACCUCGUUGGGUUCCACUGCGCUGACCCUGGCCACGCUGCAACGCGACGACCGGGCCUUGGAGCUGCUGCUGCAGAAUGCAGCGGAUCCCAACGUGGCGGCAGGGGAAGGCUUAACUCCGCUACAUCAUGCAGCAGAGCUCGGUCUAGAGACGAUGCUCCAACGCCUGCUCCUGGCACGCGCACACGUCGAGAGCCGCACCAUGGAAGGUUUGACGCCGAUGUACAUCGCAGCACAGGAAGGCCAGCUGCACGUGGUUCGCAUGUUACUCGAAGCUCGCGCCGACAUCAACGUCACCAAGCGGCCCCCUGGCAGCGAUCCGAACGCGCCACCUCGACCUAUGCCGACGAGCGGCAGAAACCAGAUGCCGGACGGCAGUAGCGCCCUCUUUGCCGCUGCUGCGAUGAACAAGUUGACGGUGGUGAAGUACUUACUGGCUGCGGGGGCCGACAAGGACCUCCCACACAGAGCGGAAAAUGGUGCCACCCCCUUGUACAUUGCAGCAUACAAAGGUCACACGGAAAUCGUGAAAAACCUGCUGACAGCCAGAGCUAGGCUCCAGGUGGAGAAGAAAUCAUCGCUUUGCCCCGCGCUGGUGGCCGCAGUGGAGAUGUCACACCUGGACACCUUGCAGCUUCUGUUGGAGGCGCGGGCCCAUGCCAUCGAGGAUUCCGGGAUGACUUUGUUGGCGGUGGCGCAGGGGGACAACAGCCAGGCAAUGCUAAAACUCUUGCAGUACGGUGUCCACAAGGACCGUUGCGAUAGCUGCGGUUGGGCUCCAAUGCACGCGGCCGCCAGCUGCAAUGCACUGAACGUCACCAAGACUCUCCUCGCGGCACGGGCCACCCUGGAGAACACCGGAAAAAACGGCGCCACGCCGCUCUACGUGGCCGCCUUGAACGGCAGCAGGGAGGUGGUGAACCUUCUGCUGGAGGCCCGGGCAGAUCCGCACCGCCACCGACAGCACGGCUGGGCGCCGAUUCACGCGGCAGCGUCCAAUGGACACCUGGAUGUGGUGCGACGAUUGCUGCAGGCGAAUGCAGACAAGAACCGACUGAAAGACAAUGGCACCACGCCCUUGUUCUUGGCAUGCAGUCAGGGACAUGAAGACGUGGUUGACUACUUAUUGGAAGCGCGAGCAGAUAAGGACAAGGCCAGUGACAGGCGCGGGUCGCCACUGCAUGCGGCCUGCGCCAAGUGUCAUUUGAAGGUCAUGAACUCUUUGCUUGUGGCCCGGGCGAAUGUCAACGAAAGCCGCGCCGAUGGGGCCACACCACUCUUCUUUGCCUCGAGGUCUGGGUCGCCCCAAGCAGUGCACAUGCUGUUGGAGGCAUCAGCGGAUCAAGAAAAGCUACACGAGGAUGGAUUCCAGGCCUUGCACAUCGCAGCAACCCAAUGUCAUGUGGAAACCUCUCGCAUCCUCAUGGGCUACAAGCUGGCCCAGAGUUCCUUGGUCACGGCCAUGGCCAAGGAACUACCAUGA
This is a messenger RNA of Cladocopium goreaui, 4257 nucleotides long. The record is from the annotation of a GenBank genome assembly. Lineage: Eukaryota; Dinophyceae; Suessiales; Symbiodiniaceae.